AUGCCUGAUCACCCGCCAGAAGCUCCACGCCGACGAUACACAGCCCGGUCGGCCGCAGACAAUCCCAGAUCCCUCCUUCGCCGAUGGACACACGCAUCUAAUGCUAGUAGCCAUACGCCGCGGAGCCAUGCUACGAUCCAAGAGCGAUACCCGACCUACAACGGCCUCCUCACAUGGGAGGAUCUAGGGGGUUACCUCGAGAGCAUAUGGCCAAGCUGGAAAGCCGACAAGGCAAAUGUUCACAAGGUAAUGAUUUCCAGACCAUAUCCCCUCACACGGUUGCAAUAUGAGGCUCAUUAUACGGAUGAUCGUAAGAAGAUUGCUGAUCUUCGAGACUGCAAACCGCUUGCUCGAAGAUCAUCCACGUCCGAAGACGAAGAAUAA
This is a messenger RNA of Clonostachys solani, 384 nucleotides long. The record is from the annotation of a GenBank genome assembly. NCBI's taxonomy places the organism in Eukaryota, Fungi, Ascomycota, Sordariomycetes, Hypocreales, Bionectriaceae.